UUCCUUCCUCCCAUUUACAGCAAACAGAUAAACAUCAACUCCUUAUCUUUGUUUCAUUUUGAGACAGAAAGAGAAAUUUUUUGUUAAGUUUCUCACAUUUUCUUUUCCUUUCAGUGUGUCAAUGGAAAAAGGUCAUAAUCUCUCAAACUCCCCAAGUUCUUGUGAAAAAGUCUUUAGCUGUAUCGUUUGUUGUAAGUGUCAAACAAAUAAUGAUACAGACCACAUGCCAACUCAUCAUAAUCAUGCUGGGAAUGCUAGUGAUAUGGGCCAUGAAAGCCAAAAAGCUGAAGCUGCAAAGAACAGGUCUGAGAAACCAUCAAAAACUGCUCAUUUUGCUGUGAACAGAACUGAGCCAGAUGUUAAACAUGAAGGGAAGAGAUCUUCUGGUCUGAGAAAGAAUGAUACCUUUUCGAACUAUAUUCAUCGUGCAAAGAUGAAGUUCAGAGCAGGGUCGAACCUUGGGAAUGAAAAGAAAGCCUCUGAAGCCUCCGGUGAAUAUCAUAUCCAUGGCGAUCAUGCUAAGAAAGACAACAGUGCUAAAGAUGGAUUUUCUGAGUAUAUUAAUCGUGUCAAAUUAAAGAUCAGGAAGACCACAACAAGUGUUCGAAGCAGGAAGAGUUAAACUGCCUCAAAUAUAAAAUUGCUGUGAAAAAAGUCUCUACUAUUAUGAAAGAGGUACUAUUGAGGAAUAACAAAGGUGGUGGUUCUCAUACUGGAUGCAUAAGCUAUUAACUUAUGCUAUAUAUAUAUAUAUAAAUAUACAUAGACUAUUAAAUGUUCAUUUGUGUUUUGUGUGUAUUCUAUUCUAUAUGGUAUUUUAGUAUAUGAUCUCACAUGCAAAGUAGUCAAAACAAGAGCUUAUGGAAAAACAAUUUGAUUCAA
Molecule: messenger RNA, 882 nt
Organism: Cannabis sativa
Lineage: Eukaryota; Viridiplantae; Streptophyta; Magnoliopsida; Rosales; Cannabaceae
Exons: 1
Coding region: 122-622 (166 amino acids)
Source: RefSeq, a predicted model, not a curated record